Messenger RNA from Camarhynchus parvulus, 3126 nucleotides. RefSeq names its product 1-phosphatidylinositol 4,5-bisphosphate phosphodiesterase beta-3-like. The record is from RefSeq and is a predicted model, not a curated record. Gene Ontology annotation, molecular function: calcium ion binding; calmodulin binding; phosphatidylinositol-4,5-bisphosphate phospholipase C activity. NCBI's taxonomy places the organism in Eukaryota, Metazoa, Chordata, Aves, Passeriformes, Thraupidae. Gene Ontology annotation, biological process: phosphatidylinositol-mediated signaling; lipid catabolic process.
UCCGCGAUGGCGGCGCCGCUGCCGGUCCCGGUCCCGGUGCCGGAGCCGGAGCCGGGGUCGGGGUCGGGGUCGGGGUCGGGGUCGGUCCCCGGUCCGGGCUCGGUCCUGGGUCCUGCUCCGGGUUCCGUUCCCGGCUCUGUCCCGGGUCCGGAUCCCGCUCCGGUCCCGGUCCCGGUCCCGGUCCCGUCCGCGCUCCCGCUGGAGCCGCCGCGCGUGCCCGAGCUGCUGGUGCGGGGCAGCAAAUUCAUCCGCUGGGAGGAGGAGCCCCCCAGCCACACCCCGGUGACGCUCAGGGUCGACCCCGACGGAUUCUUCCUCUACUGGACGGGGCCCAGCGCGGAGGUGGAGCUGCUGGACCUGUGCAGCGUGCGGGACACACGGACCGGGCGCUUCGCCCGCGCCCCCAAGGACCCCCGCACCAGGGCCGCCCUGAGUUUCGGGGUCCCCGGGGGUCCCCUCCCCCAGCGCCUGCUGACCGUGGUGCACGGCCCCGACCUCGUCACCCUCGGCUUCCUCACCCUGGUGGCCGUGCGGGACGGCGAGGCCCAGGUGUGGACAGAGGAGCUGUUCCGGUUGGCCACGAACAUCCUGGCCCGGAACCCGUCCCGGAACACGCUGCUCAGGAAGGCGUACACGAAGCUGACGCUGCAGCUGAACCCGGACGGGCGGAUCCCGGUCAAAAACAUCCUGAAAAUGUUCUCGGCCGACAAGAAAAGGGCGGAGGCGGCGCUGGAGUCCUGCGGGCUGAGCUGCGGCCGGGGCGCCGCCAUCCCCCUGGAGCUGUUCCCCUUCGAGACCUUCUGGAGGUUUCUGAGCAAACUCUGCCUGAGGCCGGAGCUGGACAAGAUCCUGCUGGAGAUGUUUGGUAACCGGGAUUUUGGGGCAUUUUGGGCCCUCAUCGACCGCUACGAACCCAACAGGACCUUCCGGGAACGGGGCCAGCUGUCCCUCGAGGGCUUCUGCCGGUACCUGGGCGGGGACGAGAACGGGAUCAUCCCCCCCGAGACGCUGGGGCUGCACCAGGACAUGGCCCAGCCCCUGUCCAGCUACUUCAUCAACUCCUCCCACAACACCUACCUGACAGCGGGGCAGCUCACCGGGCUCUCCUCGGCCGAGAUGUACCGGCAGGUGCUGCUCGGCGCCUGCCGUUGUCGGACCGCACCCCCCACGCCGGAGAGGGAGAGACGGCACGGCUUCACCAUGACCACCGAGGUGCCCUUCAAGGAGGUGAUCGAGGCCAUCGGCGAAAGCGCCUUCAAGACGUCGCCGUUCCCGGUGAUCCUGAGCUUCGAGAACCACGUGGACUCGGCGCGGCAGCAGGCGAAGAUGGCCGAGUAUUGCCGGAGCAUCUUCGGGGCCGCGCUGCUCACGGAGCCCCUGGACAAGUACCCGCUGGAGCCGGGGGUGCCCCUGCCCAGCCCCCAGGAGCUGCUGGGACGGAUCCUCAUCAAGAACAAGAAACGGCGCCCGGGGGGGGCCCCGCCCCGCCCCAAAAACAGCGGGCCCCCCGAGGUCGGGGUCCCCAAUGGGGACGAGAGGGGGGCGCAGCCCCGGAAACCCCUCGAACGCGAGGCCGACAGCGAGGAAGAGGAGGAGGAGGAGCCCCUGGAGAUGAAGAAGCCGACGACGGACGAGGGCACGGCCGGCAGCGAGGUCACGGCCACCGAGGCCAUGUCCACCCUGGUCACCUACGUGGAGCCCGUCAAGUUCAAAUCCUUCCAGGCCGCCCAGAAGCGCAACAGGAGCUUCGAGAUGUCGUCGUUCGUGGAGACCAAGGGGCUGGAGCAGCUCACCAAGAGCCCCCUCGAGUUCGUCGAGUACAACAAGCGCCAGCUCAGCCGGGUGUACCCCAAGGGCACCCGCGUGGACUCCUCCAACUUCCACCCUCAGCUCUUCUGGAACGCCGGCGUGCAGAUGGCGGCGCUCAACUUCCAGAGCCUGGACGUGCCCCUGCAGCUGAACCUGGCCCUGUUCGAGGCCAACGCCUCCUCGGGGUUCCUGCUCAAGCCGGAGCCGCUGCGGCGCCCGGACAAAGCCUUCGACCCCUUCGUGGAGGAGCGGCUGGACGGCAUCGUGGCCAACACGCUGAGCGUGCAGGUUUUGUCGGGUCAGUUCCUGUCCGACCGGCGCUGCGGCGUUUUCGUGGAGCUCGAGGUGUUCGGGCUGCCCGUGGACACGCGGCGCCGCUGCCGCACCCGCACCUGCCAGGGGAACCCCUUCAACCCCGUGUGGGACGAGGAGCCGCUGGUGCUGCACAAGGUGGUGCUCCCAGCCUUGGCCUCCCUGCGCGUGGCCGCCUACGAGGAGGGCGGGCGGCUCCUGGGCCAGAGGGUGCUGCCCGUGGCCACGCUGCGCUCAGGGUACCACUACGUGCCCCUGCGCAGCGACAGCAACCAACCCCUGCUGCUGCCGGCGCUGCUGCUGCUGACCCGGGCCGGGGACCACGUACCUGCGGGGCACCAAGACGUGGCCGAGGCCCUGAGCAAUCCCAUCCGGCACCUGACGCUGCUGGACCGGCGGCAGCGGCACCUGCGGGCGCUGCUGGGGGACCCCGAGUUUUGGUGUCGUCCCCCCCCCCCAGGGCAGCGUGGGGACCUCAUCGCCUCCGUCCUCACAGAGGUGGCCCCGGAGCCGCUGGAGGCGCUGAGGCAGCACCGGGGGUACCUGAAGCUGCUGCAGAGGCACCGCAGCGACCUGGAGAGGCUCAGGAAGAAACACCUGCGGGGGCUCCUGGCGCUGCACAGGAAAAGCAGGGGCUCGGAGGGGGCGGCGCCGCUGCUGCAGCUGCGGGAGGAGCAGCAGCAGCUGGAGCUGCGCAGGAGACGGGAGCAGCUGCGGGAGGCGCAGCAGCGGCUGCGGGAAGUGGCGCUCGAGGCUCAGCAGGCCCAGCUCAAACGGCUGCGCCAGACCAGUGAGAGGGAGAAGAAGGAGCUGCAGAAGAUUCUGGAGCGGAAGCGCCACAGCAGCAUCAGCGAGGCCCGGGGGGGGCGCCAGGGGGGGGAGCUGCCCGAGAUCAACCGGCGCCACAUCAACGAGUCGGUGACGUCCAUCCGCAGGCUGCAGGAGGCCCAGCGCUGCGGAGGCCUUGGGGGCGGGGAGGAGCCCCGGGAUUUGGGGGGCCUCUGA